Impatiens glandulifera is the source of this 967-nucleotide messenger RNA. Its product is annotated as LEAF RUST 10 DISEASE-RESISTANCE LOCUS RECEPTOR-LIKE PROTEIN KINASE-like 1.2. Lineage: Eukaryota; Viridiplantae; Streptophyta; Magnoliopsida; Ericales; Balsaminaceae. Bases 95 to 949 code for a protein of 284 amino acids. The record is from RefSeq and is a predicted model, not a curated record. The transcript has a single exon. Gene Ontology annotation, molecular function: polysaccharide binding.
CUUGUCUUUUUUGCUAAGAUUUUCUUCUUCAAAUUUACCAAAUCUUUCUGCCUUUUAUUCCAACAAUUCUUUCUUUCUAACUCACCCACCUCAAAUGAAUAUCCAAAUUUUCACCCCCUUAAACUCUCUACUUCAAUCGAUUUUUAUAGUCUUCUUCGUGGUUGUAGUUGUUCGAGGAAGAUCCUCCAACACGAGUUUCGAUGUUUGCGAGCAAUUCGAGCCGAAAAACUGUGGAAAAGGUCCUAAUAUCAAUUACCCAUUUUGGAUUCUUAAUUCUAACAAUUCCCAUUGUGGAAAUCCCAAGUUUGCAGUCACUUGCGACGAGCAAAACCACACGAUUAUCGAUCUCUCAGGGGAGGAAUAUAUAAUCAAGGAUGUUUUCUAUUCCAAUAAUUCAUUUCUUAUUGCCAAUUCUAAAGUCUAUAAUGAUCUUUUUACUUAUAAUUACACAUGUCCAAUUCCUCUUCAUAACUUUACCCUUAAUGAUACUCCCUUUGAAUAUAGCCCUUCUACUUUUGACAUCUUUUUCUUCUAUAAUUGCACACAAAAUCCAAUUGAUCCUGCCUACAACAUUCCUUGUGAAAACAAUAAUAACAGUUCACUCCACUCUUUUGUGGUUUAUCAUGAGGAGAAAUUGCUACAUAAUAAUUUUUCUAUUGAGUCUUGUGAAUCGUUGGUUAAUGCUCCGAUUGAAGCUGCGGAUAUAAGUGUGUUGCUGAAUAUGAAUUUCACCGAUGUUUUGAGGAAUGGUUUUGUUUUACAAUGGAACGAUAGUUUAUGCAGUCGAUGUGUUAGAAGCGGCGGCGAUUGUAGGUAUAAUAGUACCGGAGAAUUCAUAUGUUCUUGCUCGGGUCAAUCCCAUUCCGAGACAUGUCCAGAAAAUGGUAAAAGUUUGAUAUAUAAAAGUAGAUUAUUUAAAUUUAAGUUCAUUUAUUUAAAUAUUUCUUAACUAGAUUUAGAUUAAACU